This is a messenger RNA of Patella vulgata (common limpet), 2574 nucleotides long. RefSeq lists its product as uncharacterized. Lineage: Eukaryota; Metazoa; Mollusca; Gastropoda; Patellidae. Gene Ontology annotation, biological process: carbohydrate metabolic process. The transcript is spliced from 18 exons. Gene Ontology annotation, molecular function: hydrolase activity, hydrolyzing O-glycosyl compounds. The record is from RefSeq and is a predicted model, not a curated record. The coding region runs from base 78 to 2477 and encodes 799 amino acids.
GAUGUCAGAAUAUUUUCAAAGAUGGUGAUUUCGAAGACGGAAAUCACAAGAACUGGAUUUGCACAUCAGGAUGCACCAUGGUCUCCAUUACGGACGACAAAGUUAGUGGUAGUCGUGCUAUUAAAAUCACGGACAGAACACAUUCAAAUCAAGGUCCGAUGCAGGCUGUACAUUUAUCUCGGAAUUCUCGUUAUCAUCUGGUAUGGUCCAUUAAGCAGCUAAACAAAAACCCUUCGAAGCUCUUCCAAGAGUUUAGAAUAAGUGGAAACUUUGAGUUAAACCCAGGCCAUAUAGUUGAAACCAAUCUUGUUCGAGAUCAGAAAGUUCGACCUGAAAGAGGUUGGAUUAAAUUGGAAGGUUACAUAAUGACUCCAGAUAAAGAUUUUACCAACAGCAGUAUAUUUAUACAAAUGGCUGAUCCGGGAAUAGAGUUUCUAGUUGAUGCUGCAAUACUGACAGCUAUUCCGGAAGAUAAAAAUUGGAAGCAAAAGGCUGACGCACGAAUUGAGAAAUACAGAAAGAAUAAUAUCAAUGUUCGAGUGAAGGUCCCAUCACAGUCAAAUGUACAAGAUUAUCAAGUUGAGAUUAGGAUGACCAGACAUGCAUUUCCUUUCGGCUCUAAAGUAACAGAAGAGAUGAUAUUAAAACCAGAAUACUCCCAUUUCAGGGAGUUAUUUUAUUACAUGUUCAAUUAUGCUACUAUGGCUUCUUAUUUUUGGGCGUGGUCAUCUGGUCCCAAGGAAAGUCCUGAUUACUCAGCCGCUAAUACAGCUCUUGAUAUUUUAAAACAACAUGGUAUUCCUGCCAGGGGGCAUAAUAUAUUCUGGAACGAAUGGGUGUUUAAUCCAAAUUGGACUCGUUACAUGCCACCAACUGAUUCCAACAGAGAAGUUGAACACCGAAUCGAUUACAUUAUGAAAUAUACCAAAGGGAGGUUGACUGGUUGGGAUGUGAAUAAUGAGAUGCUACAUGGACAUUUUUUUGAAAAUAAAAUGAACGAUCCUUACUAUAGUCAUAAGAUGUACAAUCUAGUUCACCAAGCAGAUCCUACACCUAAACUUUUUCUUAAUGAUUAUCAAAUUGUUGUGAAUGGCACCAGCACGUCGGCAUAUGUAGAUCAAGCCAGAGAAUUUAAGGCCGCCAACAUACCAAUUUAUGGAUUAGGAAUACAGAGUCACUUUACAUUUUAUGAACCACCAGAUCCAACAAUUAUUAUGAAACGCCUAGAUCAGAUGGCAACUACUGGAUACCCUUUAUGGAUAACAGAAUUAGAUGUUACAGCUCGUGAUGAAAACGUCAGAAAAGACUGGUAUGAUAGAGUACUCAGAAUAUAUUUCAGCCAUCCAUCUAUAGAAGGAAUUAUUUUUUGGGGUUUCUGGGGACCAAAGCACUGGAUUGGCGAAGAUGCCGCCCUGGUCAGUGGAAAUGACUACAGGAUAAAUGCAGCCGGGCAACAUUACAUAGAUCUACUGCACAAGGAAUGGACUACACAAGUCUCAAGAAAAAUAUCUUCAGUUGAUGAACAUUUUUCUGUUCGUGGUUUCCAUGGAGAUUACCAAGCGGUUGUCAAAUAUAAGGGAUCUGCUGUUCAUUACCAGAAGUUUUCCCUUUCAAAGAAUGAUAUCAAUUUAGAUGUAGUAGUUAAUGAUAUACAUACCCAUGUCAUCGUACCCACAACAGCAUCCCCCCUGAUUUAUCAUAAACCGACCUCGACCUCCAACAAUCACAAAGUGGUUAAUUAUGGACAAUAUUUUAAAAGUAUGGCCAAUUCUGGAUAUUCAGCUUCCAUGCAUUGCAUUAAUCAAUGGUCACAGUUCUCACAAGUUGGUGAUGACAUGUUUGUAGACGCCUACUGUCCACAAGGUUACGUAAUGUCCGGAUGUUCUGCCAUGACGAAGGAUUUAAGUGCGGGUGGAGAUGGAACGUCUAUAGAAACAGAUCAUGGAAUAGCGUGUAGAGCCUGGGACGGUGGUAAUACAGGUACACCUGUUCACGCAAUUGCUAGAUGCUGUAAAGCAAGUGGUUUACACUGUGAAUACAGAGCUUCAUCAAAACCGUCAGCGCCAGAAUAUGAUAUCGUAGUAGAGACUACUUGUCCCGAUAAUAUGUAUGCAACAGGUUGUGCUGCACAUAAUUAUUUAAGGAUUAUGGAUGGCCUUUAUUCAACAACGCAUUCAUGCAUGGCCCAAAACAAGGGGAAUUUCGGGGGCAUUAACAGCUUUGCAAUAUGCUGUAAAGCUCCGACGUUGACAUGUCAGGUUAAAAAGUCGACAUUUGUUAGUGGACAUAAAAUUGGUGACGCAUCAGUGGUAAGCUGUGACACUGGUUGGUCAAUGACUGGUUGUCAUGGUGUUUCGGAAGAUGGCGACGUUUCAGGCUCUUUUAUACAAGACGGGAAAUGUAUGACAUUUAAUGGAGCCGUGAAAUCCCCCAGUCAGACAGGUGUGGUAGCUUACGUAACGUGCUGCAAAAUUUAAAGUUUGACGCAGUAUUUCAUUAACCUCCAAUGGCAAUUUUUAAAUUAUGAUUAAUAUUGUGUAGAUUAUCAUAGUGAAUAAAUUGCUGAAUGUGAAA